Molecule: messenger RNA, 2000 nt
Organism: Phytophthora infestans T30-4
Lineage: Eukaryota; Oomycota; Peronosporomycetes; Peronosporales; Peronosporaceae
Product: catalase-peroxidase, putative
Exons: 5
Coding region: 1-1911 (636 amino acids)
Biological process (GO): cellular response to hydrogen peroxide; hydrogen peroxide catabolic process
Cellular component (GO): cytosol
Molecular function (GO): catalase activity; heme binding
Source: RefSeq, a predicted model, not a curated record
AUGUACCCAAAACGAAAAGGUAUCAGAUCCCUUCAACGUCGUUUCUUCUUGUGUUUGGUGGACCGCCAGAUUUCAAACGAGCUUUACGACGCUCAAAACUGCGAUGUCGUCGACUACGAGCUCGUGAAGGAGGAUCUCCUGCAUCUGAUGACAGACUCGCAGGACUUCUGGCCCGCCGAGUUCGGCCACUACGGUGGUCUUUUCAUCUGUUUGGCGUGGCACUGCAAUGGAUCAUACCGCCGCGCCGACGGCCGCGGUGGCUGCGACGGUGGUCGCAUCCGCUUCAACCCGGAACGCAGUUGGGCCGACAACACCAAUCUGGACAAGGCGCUCGACUUCCGACGUUCCUUUCGAGAGCAAGGGUGGCCCUUGUGUGGGGUUUUUGUGGCGGUGGCCGCGUCGCCGCUGACGGUUCGAGUAGUCUACAACUGGGCCCCGACGCCCGAGCCAGGAGAGUGUCGCUCCCGUGCCCCGGUGACGGCCAGUGCAAGGACCCUUCUGGGGUCCACUACCAUGGGUCUUAUCUACGUGAACCCCGAGGGCCCCAUGGGCAACCCCGACCCGGGUGGAUCGGUGGCCGAUGUGCGCGAUACAUUCGAGCGCAUGGCCAUGAACGACCGCGAGACGGUGGCGCUGAUCGGCGGCGGCCACGCCUUCGGCAAAACGCACGGCGCCUGUCCGACAGGCCCUGGGCCCGAUCCGACACAAGACCCUCUGAACCCCUGGCCCGGGAAACUGCGCGGCUUCGAAGGCGCAUGGACAUUCACGCCUACCAAGUGGGGCAACGGCUACUUCAAGGGUCUCACUAGCCUUGAGUGGGAGAAGUUCGACGGCCCCGGUGGCCAUGUGCAAUGGCGUCCCGUUCCUGAUACGACGCCGCCCGUGCGCAUGCUGACUGCCGACAUUGCCCUGCUGCACGACCCGAGCUAUCACAACAUCUCACUCGAGUUUGCUACCAACCAGACCGCCUUGGACGAGGAAUUCUCGCACGCCUGGUACAAACUGAUGUCGCGCGAUGUGGGCCCAGUGGCUCGCUGUCGCGGUAACAACGUGCCGCCCGCUCAGCCAUUCCAGAACCCGUUGCCGCCAACACCCGCUACGUUGCCGGACUUCGGUGCCGUGCGUUCGGACAUCCGUUCGCUGCUGACCACGUCCGUGGACGGUCUGACAAGCGACUCGAGCAAUGACGGCACGCCGUACAACGGUGCUCUGUGCGUGCAUGCUGCGUGGCAGUGCGCUUCGACGUUCCGUAUCACGGACUACGCCGGCGGCUGCAACGGCGUUCGCAUCCGCUUCUUGCCAGAAAAGGACUGGCCGGUGAGCGCAGGUGUGGACCAGAUCAUCGCUGCGCUUGAGCCUGUAAAGGAAUCGUACCCGACGCUGUCGACGGCCGACCUGAUCGUGCUGGCGGGCCAGGUGGCCCUGGAGGAUGCAGGCAACGUGACCAUCGACUUCGUGGGUGGCCGUACAGACGCUGAGAACGGCAACGGCACGGAAAUUCUGGCUCCGCGUCAGUACUACAACACGACCCUGAUCGCCGUGCGUGACAACAUCAAGAUUCUCGGCGUGUCUCCGUACGAAGCGGUCGCUUUGGCUGGCCGUCCACGCAGCGUGGCGCAGCAGAAGAUUCUGGGCUACAGCGGCUCGUACAGCAACAACUCGCUCACGCUAUCGAACGAGUACUUCCAGAUUCUCCUGAACGAGACGUGGACGGAGGUGUCCGAGAAGGAGUUCAAGGCGGACGGCAAGGACGUGUACAUGAUGGACACGGAUCUGGCGUUGUUGGCGGCUCCCGAGCUUAAGGAGGCAGUGCAGCUGUUUGCGUCGGAGGAGAACGUCUUCAAGCACGUAUUCUCUUCGGCCUGGGCCAGGGUAAUGACGGCCGACCAUUUCAACUCGAGCAGCUACUAAGGUUUGCAGAUGAGGAGUUGACACUUUACACUGUUUUGGAAACGCGGUAGAUUAAUAACGUAAUAAUCAAUGUUGAAUGAUCAACUCCC